Molecule: messenger RNA, 1421 nt
Organism: Ciona intestinalis (vase tunicate)
Lineage: Eukaryota; Metazoa; Chordata; Ascidiacea; Phlebobranchia; Cionidae
Source: RefSeq, a predicted model, not a curated record
CUAAAUAGAAAUGUUAUAAUGUUCUGACGUCAUUAUCGUUUCGGAUCAAUGAUUUCAGAUGAAAACAAACUUGUGAAAUGACGUAUACACUUGGAAUAGACAUCGGGACGACAUCAAGUAAAGUUGUCGUUGUGAAUGAGAAUAAUGAGAUUAUUACAUCACACUCAUAUGCAAAUGAAGCUGAUAUUGUUGGGGUAGCGCAAUAUAAAGAACAAUCGGUGGGGAAGAUUUUAUCUUCGCUGGAUCGUUGUAUGGUGGGUGUGAAGGGGCACCUGGGAGGCAACGUCGAGCGCGUUCAUAGAAUUGCGAUCUGUGGACAAAUGCACGGUUGUGUAUUAUGGGAGGAUUGUGACAUCACAAACACAUCCAACCUGGUCACAUGGCAAGACGCUCGUUGCAACGAGGAAUUUAUUUCAUCGUUGCCAAAAUCUAAACACCGAAUAUCAUCAGGUUUCGGUUGUGCAACACUGUUCUGGUUGUCACGUAACACACCCAAUGUCCUCGAUAAAUAUGAUUGUUGCGGAACAAUCAGUGAUUAUGUCGUAACAAUGCUGUGUGGUGGGAAACCUAUUAUGACAUCACACAACGCUUACAGCUGGGGAUAUUUCGAUUGUGACUCGGGAAAAUGGGAGCGAGAAACACUGACUACAGGGGAUUUUCCCACCCAGUUGCUACCCCAUGUUGUUACCCCUGGGUCAAUAGGGGGCCAUCUUACCCAGGAUUGGUAUGGGGUGAAACGGGACACCCCCGUUCUCGCGGCCAUGGGCGAUUUACAAUGUUCGGUUCGGUCAUGUGACAUCGGGGUGACAGAAGCAGUGAUCAACGUGAGCACCUCAGCGCAGAUCAGCAAGGUUUCAAGGAAACAUCAAACAACAGCGUCAGUGACGUCACUACCGUAUUUCGACCGUCAUGAACUCUUGACCUCUGCAUCUUUGAAUGGAGGAGCCGUGUUUGCUGCCUACGUCACCAUGAUGACGUCAUGGACACGUCAGUUCGCCCCUGACGUCACCGUCGAUGACGUAUACGCGAGGAUAAUCAACGCAGAUGAAGCGGAAACGGAAAUGAGGUUCCUACCUGCUUUGUUUGGGGAAAGACACGAUCCACAUUUAAGAGCCGCCCUCAACAACAUUGGGCAUUGUGACGUCACUAUCGGUAGCAUCGGUCGCGCCAUAUGUCGAGGAAUCGUCCAAAACUUACGCGACAUGUUCGGUGUAUGUGGUGAUGACGUCACCCGUAUAUACGUGUGUGGGGGGGCAUUCAAUCGAAACCAAUUGUUACGUCAUGAAGCAGCCAUUGUGUUUAGCGAUAAAGAUUUAUGUUUCGAUAAAAACUGCGAUGCCGCUUAUGGCGCAACAAUGGUGGAUGUGACGUCAUAAUCGUUUCAUUUGCUCAAUUGAAUAAAUUAUAAUUUGGUUCAAAGG